Mytilinidion resinicola is the source of this 453-nucleotide messenger RNA. RefSeq lists its product as uncharacterized. The record is from RefSeq and is a predicted model, not a curated record. Lineage: Eukaryota; Fungi; Ascomycota; Dothideomycetes; Mytilinidiales; Mytilinidiaceae. Bases 1 to 453 code for a protein of 150 amino acids. The transcript has a single exon.
AUGGCGUGCUCCUACGCCACCAGCACCCUCCCGCCCAUCCUCUCAAAGGACACCGACAUCGCCGCCUACCUCGCCGAGACCGGACCCGCGAGCCACAAGGGGACGAACAUCGUGAUCGGGCCCGAUGAAGUAAGGGAGGUCGUAGAAGGCAACGGGAAAGGCGGCGCGAACCUGGUCGUCGUGGAUAUCGCGCCGGGGGGCGUGAGCCAGAUGCAUCGGACUGUGAGCGUGGAUUUCAGCAUCUGUGUGCUGGGGGUCGUGAAGAUGGAGUUGGAUGGCGGGGAGGUGGUGACGCUGCAUCCGGGGGAUCAUGUGAUUCAGAGGGGCACGAUGCACAAGUGGAUCAAUGGCAGCGAGACGGAGUCCGCACGGUUUGUGGCGGUCACGUUGCCGUGUGAGGUGUUUGAGUUAGGGAAGACGGGGAAGGUGGAGAGGGAUGAGAGUAAGUUGUAA